UAACUCUACAUUAAAACUUUUUAAGCCAUAUAGUUAUAACAAGUAAUAUAGCUUAUUAGGCAUAAUAAUUAAGUACCAUAGAGUGUUGUAUAACAUGGCUAAUACGAAGGCUUUAGGUCUUGUUGCUUUGCUUCUUGCCGUUAAUAUUAUAGCCUCCGAAAGCAGAGUGGAAAGAAAGGACCUAGGGUUGGACCUUGGUGGCAUAGGAGUUGGGAUUGGUGCAGGCAUAGGAAUUGGCCUUGGUGGUGGAGGUGGUGCAGGUUCGGGUGCCGGUGCAGGAUCUGGUUCUGGCUCGGGAUCUAGCUCGAGCUCAGGUUCUGCUUCUUCUUCAGGAUCGGGCUCGGGAUCUGGCUCCGGAGCUGGCUCUGAAGCUGGCUCCUAUGCAGGAUCCCGAGCUGGAUCUAGGGCCGGGUCAGGUUCCUCCGGAGCAGGUUCGGAAGCAGGUUCAUAUGCAGGGUCCCAUGCUGGCUCACGAUCAUAUGGUGGUGGUAACGGAAAGUAAAUAUAAUUAAUCAUGAACGAUUUAACUAUAUACAUGUUGUGAUUUGCAAACAAAUAAUUAAAAAUAAUUAGGUGUUUCAUGUAAUAAACUUAUGCAUGUACCCAGCCAUCAUAUCGUGUUUUUAUUUCGUUGUAAUGUUUGCGUGUGUAUCAUCAAGUGUUGUGGGAGUCAUGGAUCUUCCUAACUCCUUAAUUAAGUAUGUUUCGUUAUUAAAUGUAUGUAAGAUCAUUGAAAUAUUCGAUAAUGCAUGCUAGGAUGAGGCUUCUUGAUU
Arachis stenosperma is the source of this 773-nucleotide messenger RNA. Its product is annotated as glycine-rich protein DOT1-like. The transcript has a single exon. Lineage: Eukaryota; Viridiplantae; Streptophyta; Magnoliopsida; Fabales; Fabaceae. The record is from RefSeq and is a predicted model, not a curated record. The coding region runs from base 95 to 502 and encodes 135 amino acids.